AUGAGUAGGAGUCAUUCAAAUGAAUUAGUUUGGCGGAGGGGAAUUAAUAUAUUCGAGGUGUUCAUUCCAGAUUUCGUUGUUGAUUAUCUUAAAACCUUUGAUUAUCCUAUAUUUUAUAAAUUUCAUGGAGUUUCUCUUAGUACUUUACUCUGCUUAGCUCCCUUUACCAAAGGAAUUGAUAUAACAGAGGAAGAAUUCGAUUCAUUGGCAAGAAUUGCAAUUCAAUUAAUUUUAGCUAACAGCAAAAACAGACUUCAUAAAAUGUGCACAAAUGCUUUAUGCGGUAUCAGUGUUGAUAUCGAAUUUUUUGUAUUGCCUUUUCUAUCAAAACCAAGCAUAAAUGCUCCGAAAGAAGUUAUUAAAUUUUUGGAAAAUUUUUCAAAACAAGCACGUGUCAGUGAAAAUUUUAGAUACUAUUUCAGGAGUCCAUACUUCCAUGAAUUAGAAGUAAAUAAUAAUGAUCAAUAUGCAAGAAUUUUACAAAUGUAUGAUUACUCUAAACUCGAAACAGAUAAUCCUAUCAAAAGGUGUCUUGAUUAUCUCAAGAUUAUUCAGCAAGACAAUAAAUCAGGAGAUCCCCAAUUAAAAGAUGGAUCCAAAGACGACAAACAAUCAGAUCCUCAAGUAAAAGGUGAAUCCAAUAAACCAAUAGAUUCAUCAGGAAAAUCUAAAGACAACAAAACAUCAGUUUCUACACCAAAAACUCAAUGUAUUGAACCUGUCAUCAAAAAUACUAAUUAUCAAACUAACAAAACGGUACAUUCCAAAAGAAAAGAUCAAGGCACGGACCCAAUCGACCAAAAAACUUAUCUUCCAACGAACAAAGCAGUUAAUUCCAGAAGAAAAGAUCAAGGCACGGACCCAAUCGAUCGACAUCAACAUCAUUCCUGCAACAUUGCCUGA
This is a messenger RNA of Trichomonas vaginalis G3, 903 nucleotides long. RefSeq lists its product as uncharacterized. The record is from RefSeq and is a predicted model, not a curated record. The transcript has a single exon. The coding region runs from base 1 to 903 and encodes 300 amino acids. Lineage: Eukaryota; Parabasalia; Trichomonadida; Trichomonadidae.